Messenger RNA from Chelonia mydas (Green sea turtle), 2759 nucleotides. RefSeq names its product guanylate-binding protein 1-like. The record is from RefSeq and is a predicted model, not a curated record. NCBI's taxonomy places the organism in Eukaryota, Metazoa, Chordata, Testudines, Cheloniidae. The transcript has 11 exons. Gene Ontology annotation, molecular function: GTPase activity; GTP binding.
CGGGGACUCUUGCUGUAACCACUGGACCGUUCUACCUGUCCAGCAGCAGCCCCGCCGGGUGCGACUAAAGGGGCUCUGGCAGGGGGUCUGCAGCGAUGCCCAGGAGCGCCAGGGCUUGUCUGCCCCAGGGCCGCCCCCCCGGCGCGAUGGAGAUCCCCAUGCUGGCCCCCAUCUGCCUGGUGGAGAACAGCCCGGCGGGGGAGCUGCGGGCGCAGCAGGAGGCGCUGCGGGUGCUGGCGGAGAUCUCCCAGCCCGUGGCGGUGGUGGCCAUCGCCGGGCUGUACCGCACCGGCAAGUCCUACCUCCUGAAUCGACUGGCCGGCAAGAGAACAGGGUUCUCGCUGGGCUCCACCAUCCAGUCGCACACGAAGGGCAUCUGGAUGUGGUGCCUGCCCCACCCCCGCCGGGCCGGCCACACCCUGGUGCUGCUGGACACCGAGGGGCUGGGCGACGUGGAGAAGGGCAACACGAAGAACGACACGUGGAUCUUCGCCCUGGCCGUGCCGCUCAGCAGCACCCUGGUCUAUAACAGCCAGGGCACCAUCAGCCAGCAGGCCAUGGACCAGCUGCACUACGUGACGGAGCUGACGGAGUGCAUCAAGGUGAAGGCGGCAGGCGAGGGCGGCCGGCAGGAGCGGGAGGAUUCGGCCGAGUUCGUGCGGUUCUUCCCGGCCUUCGUGUGGGCCGUGCGGGAUUUCACGCUGCAGCUGGAGCUGGACGGGCGGGAGAUCACCGAGGACGAAUACCUGGAGAACGGCCUGAAACUAAAGCCAGGCAGCAGCCGGCGAGCCCAGCUCUACAACCUGCCCCGCGAGUGCAUCCGCCAGUUCUUCCCGGCCCGGAAAUGCUUCGUCUUCGUCCAGCCGGCCGGCAGGAGGGACCUGCCCCGGCUGGAGGAGCUGCAGGAGGACGAGCUGGAGCCCGAGUUCCGGGAGCAGGUGGCCCGGUUCUGCCACCACAUCUGGGAGACGUCGAAGCCCAAGACCAUCCCAGGCGGCCACGUGUGACCGGGGCCAGUGAUGCUGGGGACCCUGGCGGUGACCUACGUCGACGCCAUCCGCAGCGGGGCGGUGCCCUGCAUGGAGAGCGCGGUGCUGGCCCUGGCGCAGAUCGAGAACUCGGCGGCGGUGGGGGAGGCCGUGGCUGUCUACGAGGAGCAGCUGGCGCAGCAGGCGGCGCUGCCCACGGAGAGCGUGCAGGAGCUGCUGGAGCUGCACGCCCAGUGCGAGCGGGAGGCGCUGCGGGCGUUCAUGGCGCGCGCCUUCAAGGACGACGACCGCAGCUUCCAAGGGGAGCUCAUGCGCCGCCUGGAGGAGCAGAAGCAGGAGCUCUGCCGGCGCAAUGAGCUGGCGUCGUUGGAUCGCUGCACGGCCACCCUGCUGGAGCUGUGGGACGAGCUGGAGCAGAAACUCAGCGCCGGGCGUUACUCCCAGCCCAGCGGGUACCAGGCCUACGACAGGGACCAGAACCGAGCGGUGGAGGACUACAGGGCGAAGCCCAACAAAGGGGUCACGGCGGAGGAGACUCUGGAGCAGUUCCUGGCCAGUAAGAAGGCGGAGGCAGAGGCCGUGCUGAAAGCCGACAUCCUGCUGACUGAGGCGGAGAAGCACGUGGCUGAGGAGAAGCAGAAGGCUGAGCUGCUGGAGCAGCAGCGGAAGGCGGCGGAGGAGAAGCGGCUGCAGACGGAGCAGCUGAUGAAGGACCAGGAGCGCAGCCACCAGGAGAACGUGAAGCAGCUGGAGGCCAAGGUGGCAGAGGAGCUGGCCAGUGCCCGGCAGGAGGCGGAGCGGGCCCUGGAGAGCAAGCUGAAGGAGCAGGAGGCCAUGCUGCAGAAGGGCUUCGCGGAGAAAGCCAGGCUGAUGGAGGACGAGAUCUCGGGCCUCAAGCGGGAGAUCAGCUCUGCCAGCAAAACUGACUUUCUGUCAGGCCUUUUCAGCACCAUCAAGGAGGGGCUGAGAACCGUUGCCAGCGUGUCCGAUUUUCUGACAUCCAGGCGCCAGCAGGGGAAGGGGACGAGUAACCUGAGUAAAACCCAGAGACGAAAGUAGCCGGGCCCCUGUGGGGUCCUCCCUGGCGGCAAGUCCCCCAAACGCUGCUUCCCUUUAGAAUCAAAAGCUUCUGCUGACUAAUUCCUGCGAUCUGCCAGCCCCCACAGCUACUAACACGGCCUGGAGCUGUCUGCAAAAGGAAAUCACCGGACGCCUGGGUUCUGUCCUCUGCUGUGAGAGGGGAGCAGGGUCUAGUGGUCAGAGUGGGUGGGCUGGGAGCCAGGAUGUCUGGGUUCUCUCCCCACCUCCUACACUGUAAUUCUGUGUAACGUUGUGCUCACUGUUCUGUGCCUCAGUUUCCACUCUGUGAAAUGGGGACCUUCCCUCUGGGUGGGGAGGACGAAGCGUUGUUUGUCUGUUAGGUGCUGAGCGGAUGGUGCUAUCCACAUGCACAGUGGUAACACGGGGAUCUCCAGCGAAUGGCUCCAAUUUCCCUCUCUGCCCCUAUAUCUGUGUAAAUGCAACCCCACUCCCAGGGCUCUCCCCGCUGUCGGCGCUGGAAUGGGGCUGCCGGGUGUCUAGGGAGAGGCAGCUGUGGGGAUGUCUCCUUUCCCCAGCUCAGCAUGCUGAAAGCUAGGUCAUUAUCCCCCCGGCUGUAACGGGAGCUGCUGGCACGUGGCUACAAGCUCUCCAAUGCCUGUAUCUCCCUGCGCCGGAAGACUCUGCGCCCUGCAGCCUGGGUAUGAAUUAAACAGGUUUGCAUCAGCUGGA